AUGUCUUCAUACUCUACUCGUCAAGUUGGUGCUGCCAACACUUUAGACUACAAAGUCUACAUUGAAAAAGAUGGUAAACUAGUUUCUCCAUUCCACGAUAUUCCAUUAUACGCCAAUGAAGAAAAAACCAUUUUGAACAUGAUUGUUGAAGUUCCAAGAUGGACCAAUGCUAAAUUGGAAAUUUCCAAAGAACAAAAAUUGAACCCAAUUAUUCAAGACACCAAAAAGGGUAAAUUGAGGUUUGUCAGAAACUGUUUCCCACACCACGGUUACAUUCACAACUACGGUGCCUUCCCACAAACUUGGGAAGAUCCAAACCAAUCCCAUCCAGAAACCAAAGCUAAAGGUGACAAUGAUCCAUUAGAUGUUUGUGAGAUUGGUGAAAAAGUUGCUACUGUUGGUGAAGUUAAACAAGUCAAGGUUUUGGGUGUCAUGGCCCUUUUGGAUGAAGGUGAAACCGAUUGGAAAGUCAUUGUCAUUGACGUUAACGAUCCAUUGGCUCCAAAAUUGAACGACAUUGAAGAUGUUGAAACUCAUUUGCCAGGUUUGUUGAGAGCUACCAACGAAUGGUUCAGAAUUUACAAAAUCCCAGAUGGAAAACCAGAAAAUCAAUUUGCUUUCUCCGGUGAAUGUAAAAACAAGAAAUACGCCGAAGAAGUUAUUGGUGAAUGUGCUGAAGCUUGGGAAAAAUUAAUCAAAGGUGAAUCAGUUGAUUCUAAAGGAAUUGAUUUGACUAACACCACCUUGUCUUCUACCCCAUCUUACUCUGAUGCUGCUGCUCAAGAAAUUCCAAGUGCUUCUCCAGCUCCAGCUGCUCCAAUUGACAAAUCUAUUGACAAAUGGUUCUUCAUUUCUGGUGCUCAUUAA
Molecule: messenger RNA, 867 nt
Organism: Candida albicans SC5314
Lineage: Eukaryota; Fungi; Ascomycota; Pichiomycetes; Serinales; Debaryomycetaceae
Gene: IPP1
Product: inorganic diphosphatase
Exons: 1
Coding region: 1-867 (288 amino acids)
Biological process (GO): phosphate-containing compound metabolic process
Cellular component (GO): nucleus; cytoplasm
Molecular function (GO): inorganic diphosphate phosphatase activity; magnesium ion binding
Source: RefSeq, a predicted model, not a curated record